AUGCAUUUGCGACUCUUUGCCAUUGUGAUAUCCUUUCUGUGUGAGGUGAUCAGGAUGGGAUCUGGUGUCAUGCAGAAGCAAAGUGCUCACAGAGAGACAUCAGAGGACUGUCGGGGCUGUCUGGAGUGUUCCCGCGACAACGGCUGCGUGCGUUGCCCCGAGCGACUCUUCCUGUUCCUGCAGAGGGAGGGGAUGUCUCACCAUGGGACAUGUCUCCACGCCUGCCCCGCCGGACACUACGGACAGAGAGGGAAGGACAUCAACCGCUGCAUGAAGUGCCGCUCCGUGGACUGCGAGCACUGUUUCAGCCGCGACUUCUGCACCAAGUGUAAACCCGGCUUUCACCUGUACAAAGGCAAGUGUCUGACCAGCUGCCCAGAGGGAACCCUCCCCCACAACACAGACUGCCUGGAGGACUGUCUCUUGGCUCCGGCGGCAGAGUGGAGCGAGUGGAGCUCCUGCCUCCGCGACGGCGUCACCUGCGGCUUCAGGUGGGGCAAGCAGACCAGGACCCGGGGCGGCAGCAGGACGCCUGAGGAGAAGGCGGCGUUGCUUUGCCCGUCCCACAGCGAGACGCAGAGGUGCAGGAUGAGGAAGAAGUGUCCCACAGAUAUAACAGCAGUCUCCUCACCUGUGGACACUUCUUCCUCAUCCUGCACCUCUGCGUCUCGCGUGUGGACGGGCAAAGCGACGCCGCCUUCUCCUCAGGCGUCCUGCUGCCGCCCGGGUCCUGGUCUGCUUGCCCCACCUGAAGCCGCAGAUGAUGAGGAAGGACGUGGGUCUCAUCUCCCGUCCCUCCCUCACCAAUGGCAGCAGACCGUCGUGGAAGCGAGCAGGAGGCUGUUUGAGAGUCCUAAUCGCAGGUUCAGGUCCCAGGUCACGAGUCCAGAGGUGGAGAUGUGGCAGCCGCAGGUGGUUCUGCUGAAGAGGUGGUUUUUCGGUUAG
Molecule: messenger RNA, 945 nt
Organism: Seriola dumerili (greater amberjack)
Lineage: Eukaryota; Metazoa; Chordata; Actinopteri; Carangiformes; Carangidae
Gene: rspo4
Product: R-spondin-2-like
Exons: 7
Coding region: 1-945 (314 amino acids)
Source: RefSeq, a predicted model, not a curated record